GGGGGCAGAGUCGUCACCAGCGUCCUUCGGAACGGAAGAAACAUGGCUUCCGCUACUCGCGUUAUCCAGCGGCUGCGGAACUGGGCGUCUGGACAAGACCUGCAGGCGAAGCUGCAGCUGCGUUAUCAGGAGAUCGCCAAGCGGACCCAGCCACCUCCUAAGCUCCCUGUGGGCCCCAGUCACAAGCUGUCCAACAAUUACUACUGCACCCGUGAUGGCCGUCGGGAAGUUGUGCCUCCUUCAAUCAUCAUGUCUUCACAGAAGGCCCUAGUGUCGGGCAAGACAGUUGAGAGCUCAGCUGUGGCAGCCACUAAGAAGGCAGUGACGCCUGCUCCUCCAAUAAAGAUGUGGGAGCUGUCCAAGGACCAGCCAUAUCUGUGACACUGCCCCAGGCUACUUUGCCGGGUCCCCAGGGCCACCUGAUUACUUUUCCUCCUUGGAUUUCCUCUGGGGAGAGCAUGACCUAAUUUAUAACAAAUACAUAGAGCUCACAUUACUUCUAUUCUGUCUUGUCUUAGUAUUUAUUGAUUUGAUUUGAUCUGUUAUUAUUGUCUUUGUAGGGUAUGUGAAUACAUGCUGCAGCAUGUUUGGAGGUGAGAGGACACCUUUGGGAAUUGGUUUUCUCCUUCCACUUUGCUAAGGCAAGGUCUUUUGAUUUUGCCAUGCUAUGUAAUUCAGGCUAGCUGGCCAAGAGUUUCUGGGUGAUGCCUGCUAUCUGUUCCUCCAAUCCUGCUGUAGUAGUGAUAGGAUUACAGAUUUGAGCCACUGCAUGUCUUUUUUUGAGUUCUGAGGAUGGAACUCCAGUGUGAUCCUUUUAAGCUCGUACUUAUACUUGUGAGCCAUCUUGCCAGCCCACCCUUUUUCUUUUUUUAGACGAGGUCUUUGUGGGUAUUGUUGGUCUAUGCCUAUAGUCUUUGCACUUUGUAAGCUAGUAGGUGAAUAUCAUUGCUGUUCUGUGGAUCAGCUGUAACCCUUAAGUAGGUCUGUGGAUCCUGAAGGCAGAACCAUGGAAUACAUGUGAAUAAAACACUGAAUUGAG
Molecule: messenger RNA, 1039 nt
Organism: Peromyscus maniculatus bairdii (prairie deer mouse)
Lineage: Eukaryota; Metazoa; Chordata; Mammalia; Rodentia; Cricetidae
Gene: Ndufa7
Product: NADH:ubiquinone oxidoreductase subunit A7
Biological process (GO): ATP synthesis coupled electron transport; mitochondrial electron transport, NADH to ubiquinone
Cellular component (GO): respiratory chain complex I; mitochondrial inner membrane
Source: RefSeq, a predicted model, not a curated record